Mizuhopecten yessoensis (Yesso scallop) is the source of this 3918-nucleotide messenger RNA. RefSeq lists its product as uncharacterized. The transcript has a single exon. The record is from RefSeq and is a predicted model, not a curated record. Bases 1203 to 2426 code for a protein of 407 amino acids. Lineage: Eukaryota; Metazoa; Mollusca; Bivalvia; Pectinida; Pectinidae. Gene Ontology annotation, molecular function: microtubule binding.
AGGAUUGUGACAGCGCCUACUUCAGCUUAUUGUAUGCUUAAUCGCUGACACUUCAUAGCAAGUUUAUUUUUAUGGUGGAUUAAUUCGGGACUGAAAUGAUCUUUAAAUCUAUUGUGUUGUCAUUUCACUAGGCUUGGAUUUGGACAAGACAUCUUCGAAUUGAAAUUAUUUCUGACUCCUUCACUAUGAUAGCAUGUACAAUGGUGUAAGUGGGAUUUAAAUAUUUAUCUGCCGUCGUAUUUCAAUACACUGAUUUUGAGGGAACUUUAUCAAACGACCUGGUAGUGGAGUCGAGAUACCAGCCCAGUGACUAUCUAACCCGACUCUCUAUGUGAACAUUCACCUUAGAACAGAUUAAAAAAUAGUGUUUCAACUGCCAACAUCUGAUACUUAAUCAGCAGGUGGAGGACUUAAGUAUAACAUGAUAAAAUGUCUCUAAGAUAAUCAGGAACUACCAACAAAACAGGAGAGGUCUUAUAUUGACUUAUACAAAUAGCUGGGGAGCUCUACAACACAGUGUGAAGGGCUACAGCAUGCUGACUCAAUCCUAAGGAAACACUUCAAUUGAUCCAUUAACAGCUAAAAUAUUAUGGCAGUAGUAUAAACAUAUAAAAAAGGACGUACUUGAACAAUUUUAAAUGACAUUCCUUAAAGCAGAGUUUUAAUAUGUUGAAAAGUUUAAAUCCCUGAUAAACAAUAUUCUAAGCCUGUCAGUAUAAGUAUGAUUCUGCCUGAAGUGCUACAGUUUAAUUUCCUGUUAACAUUUUGGAUUGUGUUGAGGUAUGAGGCUGAUUUAUCACUUGAAUGCCUGACUUGUAUCUGACUGGAUUUACCUGUUUACCACCUGAGCAUUACCUGUCACUAAACCAAAUAUAGUGAUUCAAAGCCCGGUAACAUGGGAAGUAUAUAGAUAUUGAUCCUUGUCAACCCUUACCAGUGGCUAUGGUAUGGGGACACCUGAUGUGGACAUCUGAUUCGACUUUGGAAACCUGAUCAUUGUGUGGAGUCUUAUGGUAGUGGUGGAGAAUGCCUACUUUUGUUACUGUGACGAUGGAUGAUAAUAACUUGUGUGAGGUCCUCACUUUAAAUGGCUGUACCCAAACUUCAUUUUCCUACAUUAUGCCAUAUUAAACAUUUCAAAGAAAGUGAUGGAAUUUUUCGUAUGAUGAUUUGAUUUGUUAUAUCUUAAAAGUUGUCCCGUGAUGAAGAACAGGCAAGUCAAGAACCUUAAUCCCUCGGAGAAGGCUAUACGGGAGGCUGCAUUCAAACACCUCAAGAAAGAUGAGGAGGAGAAAAUACCAAUAAAAACAGUUUUGUAUGUGCCUCAUCGUAGUAGCUACUUUGGGCGAUUCCCAAUCGUGUCUGUGCACAAACGUCCAAGAGAUGGUCGCUACGUUGUUGUGGAGCAACGGGCCAUACACACAAAUUUCUCUGAUCGUCACCAUGAAAUCGAAUUCUUGGAAAAACUGGAAAAGGAAAGUGGAUCUUAUGACCCAGACAUUAAAUUCCGCAGUCUUAAACCGGCCUGGAAAUGGGGAACAAAAGGCAACCACAUCGAACAUUCUUUUGACCGAUCUUACCAGGAGCCCUACCUACCACCUAUCAACAUGCCAUGGUCAUCAGAUGCUAAAGUUGGUUCCCUUGAUAAUGUUGAUCAUAUACCAGGUGGAGGUGUCAAAAAGGUGCCAAAUUACAAGCUGAGGUGGGAAGCAAAAGCAAAAGUGGGAUCACUAGAUAACGUAGACUAUGACAAGCGCUACUUUGGGUCAGACUCCAGUCUCCAGGGCAACCCAUCAAGUGGGGGAAACGGCGUGGUCCUUCCAAAGAUUAAGGCACGAUACGGUGGGCAGGCCUUCUCAGGACCAUUCAGCUCCAUUCAUUUUGUUCCAGGUGGUACUGCACAUUUGAUGAAAAAGAAAAACACGGCGAAAGCCAAGGUGGGAUCUUUGGAUAACAUUGACUAUGAGACAUAUGGAGGAAAAUUAGAAAUCCCCCUCUAUGGCAAACCAAACUGGAAAACAGAAGCAAAAGUUGGAUCUUUGGAAAAAAUACUUCAUCAGCCAGGAGGAGGAAACAUUGUUGUACCAGAUUUAAAACCAAAAUGGAAAUCAGAGUCAAAGGUUGGAUCACUGGACAAUGCUAACCACAUCCCAAACAAACCCAAGUUUCAGGUACCUCAUUUUAAGGAAAAAUGGGAGGAAUUAGCUUCACCAAAAGUAGGUUCACUGGAUAAUGUAGACCAUGUACCCAAGGGGGGUAUUUCUUCGAUAUAUAAUCAGUCGCAAAAAUGGACAAAAGAGUCUAAAAUCGCACAUCUGUGGAAGAAAAAGCAUGUUUACAUUGACCCUAAUGACCUUGACUAUGACGAAGACAAGGAGAUUGAGGCAAGAAUUAGGAGCAUGUUAUACCGUGGGCAUCCCUCUUGAUGUAAUUCAGUGAUGAUGUAAACUAUAUACAAACUUUGAGACAGAGUGGCUAUAGCACUUUCCCUCACUUAGAGCACUUGACUUUUAUAAUGACCUAGCUUAGGAGUACUCGUAUUCAGGAUGUCAUCAAAUGAUGACACCCACAUUAACACAUGUAUCUGUGACCAAUAGAUAAAGUAAAAUGUAGAAAUGUGUAUUGGCUUUUGAUGUGUCAUGUUCAACUUUUUAAAAUACAAUUUUUGAAAUUGAAAAAUACAACAGGUAUGUAUUUACGAUAUUCGUGAUGAAUAUCAGUUAUUAGCCUGAGAAGUAAUUAUACAACAUUCUGACAAUUCUGUUGUUACUAAAUUUUAGCCAAGAAAUAAAAGACUUUUAGUAUUAUCACCGUGCCAGUAUCAGUAAUGUAUCAUAGUGUUUUUGGCUAUCGCACAAGACCAAACAAGUGAGAAACAGAAUCGACAGAUAUUUGUGAGAUGUUAAAUUCUACAGGGUGAAUGGUAUUUUGAAGUCUUGUACAAGGCACAUCAGAAUUAAGCCAUUUAUUAAUAUUCAUCUCUCACUUGAUUCCUUUCUUUUCCAUAUUUUUACACCUUCAAGGUAGGGGGUGCUUAUCUAUUUUUCUGUUAUCCUUUUAUUUCAGUCACAACUUGACAGACAGUUUAAAUGUCUGGCAUGUUUGGCACUGAGACUUUAGAGAUGUCAUGUUAUUUUGAUGUCACUGUAUACAUAUAGGUGUCACAGUACAAAUGUGUCACUCUUUAGAGAUGUCAUGUUAUUUUGAUGUCACUAUAUACACAGGUGUCACAGUACAAAUGUGUCACUCUUUAGAGAUGUCAUGUUAUUUUGAUGUCACUAUAUACACAGGUGUCACAGUACAAAUGUGUCACUCUUUAGAGAUGUCAUGUUAUUUUGAUGUCACUAUAUACACAGGUGUCACAGUACAAAUGUGUCACUCUUUAGAGAUGUCAUGUUAUUUUGAUGUCACUAUAUACACAGGUGUCACAGUACAAAUGUGUCACUCUUUAGAGAUGUCAUGUUAUUUUGAUGUCACUAUAUACACAGGUGUCACAGUACAAAUGUGUCACUCUUUAGAGAUGUCAUGUUAUUUUGAUGUCACUAUAUACACAGGUGUCACAGUACAAAUGUGUCACUCUUUAGAGAUGUCAUGUUAUUUUGAUGUCACUAUAUACACAGGUGUCACAGUACAAAUGUGUCACUCUUUAGAGAUGUCAUGUCAUUUUGAUGUCACUAUAUACACAGGUGUCACAGUAUAAAGUUAUCAUUGUUGCCAGUAUAAAGAAUAUGCCUGUACAUGGAUGUCACUUUAUAGAGUCACCAGUGUAAUUAAAGAAUAUCCCUGUACAUAUAGAUGUCAUUUUAUACAAGUACCGGUAUAAGAUUAUAGCUGUGCCUUUCAUUUCCAGAAACUGUCUUUUGUGUACAGUAUAUUUGUUGCAUUUUUCAUCAUCCAGAUUAUUAAUAAAUUCUGUAG